Echinococcus granulosus is the source of this 1983-nucleotide messenger RNA. Its product is annotated as Kelch-like protein. The transcript has 11 exons. The record is from RefSeq and is a predicted model, not a curated record. NCBI's taxonomy places the organism in Eukaryota, Metazoa, Platyhelminthes, Cestoda, Cyclophyllidea, Taeniidae. Gene Ontology annotation, molecular function: protein binding. The coding region runs from base 1 to 1983 and encodes 660 amino acids.
AUGAGAAACAGGAAUGUCUGGUGCAUUCUCUGCCAGCUGGUGCUCUCCCUUCAUCACCUAAGCGCCCAUCACGAAGCAUCUAACUUGGAUGCCGAUGACAACACGGAUUGGGCUGGUGUUGGGCUGCCAAAAGAGGAGCGCCCAGUCACAAACGGGAUGCGGCCGCUCAUUGGCACCACAACGCAAGCCACGACACCUUCGUGGGCGUUCUUCAUCCACUCCCACGCGUCUUGUGCUCAGCAUAAAAGGCACUCCAUCACACCCUCACUUUACGCCACAAAUCUUCAACAAGUAAUGGAAACGAAAAGCUAUUCUGAUGAGACUGCAGGCUCAUCUCGGAGCCAGAAGUUCUGCCUAUUACGGGAACAGCACAAACUAAUUGAUCUUCGCAUCACAACAAGUGAUGGGCACUACGUGGAAGCACACCGACUGGUGGUUGCAGCCACCUUCCCAUUUUUGAUGUUACAAUUAACCUUUCAAUGCGGUGAAGUCGCAGUGCAGUGGAGGCGAUUUCCGAAAGAUAUUGUCGAGGCUGCCAUCAAUUACGCAUACACGGGCAGCAUCGCGAUUUCGGCAGCAAAUGUAGCGCGAGUCUACCUGCUGGCACACAACCUCCACUCCGCCACCAUCGUCGAAUGGUGUGUGGAUUUCCUACGAACGAGGACCUCCCUAGACAACGUGGCCGAGGUGUGGUCAGUUGCCAAUGCGACAGUGAAUCGUGAAUUGGUGGACGUGUGUCUUCCACUGAUUACGAGGCAUUUUGAAAAUCUCUGUUUGCGAGGUGAGAUGCUGAUGCAGACAACAGCGGAGUACUUUGAGGUCCUGCUGGAUAGGCAAAGGCAAGGAGGGAUGAGUGAGGAAACCAGGUUAAAGGCGAUUUCCAAAUGGCUCUAUGCAGGGCGCAAGGGGUGUGAUGUGGAGGAAAGGGCAAAGGCAUUUGGCAAGUUGAUUUCCAAGAUUGACUUGUCUAAGCUGCCUCCACCGAGUCAAACUGAGUAUUGGAAAUUUGUGAGGGAGUAUUCCGAAUCUUUUGCUGCAGAGAUGGAACUUGAGUUGAACGAUGACGCUGCAUUCACCACUCCUUCGCGAGGCACCACUUACGCCUCUUUCUUACGGUCUCGCAGGAGACACUUCACCACGUCCUGGAAAGAAGUCAGUCGGCAGAGCAAUCGAGCAGAUACCUCACCCAUCCUCCAACCCCCCACCAAGUUGCAGUCUGUGCCACAGUUGCAACCGGACGAAUCGUUUAAUGUUGAAGUUCCAGACCAUGAUGCAUCGACUGUGCUGAAUGGCAAUUAUUAUGCCUCCAAUUAUUUGAAUGCCGGAAGUACUUUUUGGUCCGUGAAUUACCGAAAUGGCCGCGUUUCCGCAUUCCCUUUCAAAGGGCAGAAACGGUGGUUCUAUUCUGCCGCGGCGAGAAAUGAAUUAAUCUUCAUUUUUGGUGGCGUCUCAGAAGGGGACGAUGUUUCUACUUGCGAAAAAUUGGACACCACCACCGGCGAGUUCACUCGACUCCCAGAUGUGCCAUCACCUCGUCGUAAUGCUUCGGCCUUAAAUAUCCCACACAUCGGAAUCGUCGUUGUUGGUGGCUAUAUUGGAGAAAAUCGUUCCGCUGAAAUGUUGGUAGAAGAUCCUUCGGAUGAGAGCGAAUGGCGAUGGAUUAAGCUCAACCCAAUGCUAGAGGGACGCUUUCGUCCAGGAGUCGCCUACUUCAAGGGAUGCGUGGUGGUUGCUGGAGGCGAUCAUUUGGGAAAGAAGAUCACCAUUGAAUGUCCUCCCCUGACGUCACUUGAACCACCCACAGCUCCUCAGUGGACUCGCCUUCAUGGAGUUGAUAAGCAGUGCACGCCUUUUACAUCGCUUGUCACAUUCGACAACAGAUUGAUAAUGUUAUCAUCCGGUUGGCGUGGGUGCGAUGCGUAUGAAUUUUCGCCCACCGAGGGGGUGAAUGUUGUGCUUCUAGGCAGAAAUGAAGAAGAUUAA